Messenger RNA from Mizuhopecten yessoensis (Yesso scallop), 1913 nucleotides. RefSeq lists its product as uncharacterized. NCBI's taxonomy places the organism in Eukaryota, Metazoa, Mollusca, Bivalvia, Pectinida, Pectinidae. The coding region runs from base 863 to 1378 and encodes 171 amino acids. The record is from RefSeq and is a predicted model, not a curated record. The transcript is spliced from 6 exons.
GGGAAUUAUAGUGCUCAAUAUUUUAUCCCGUGGGUUUGAAUUACCUUAUCCAUACCUCAUAUCAGGGAUGGAUUCUAAUAAUCCAGCCUAGCUUAUCUGUCACCAAAGAAAUAAGACAUACUUCGAAGUCUACAAUCAUAUCUCAAUAUUUGAAAAAUCUGUUACAUGUAAUACACCGUAUCAUAUCAAACGCGUAGUUAAAAUCCUCCCCUUGAUACUUAGUUAGUCCACAUGGCGUAUAUACAUACGUUCGUACAUGUAUUCAAUAGGUUCUGAUACGUAGAACUAGCUUUAGAAGAAUAAAUCAAUUGUGUUCCGUAAACCCAUACGCAGUAGAUGUCGUAAAUAAUACGUCAAUACACAUACCGGCAUAUACAAACGUAAUAAGAAGAAAGCUGUUCACGGCAUCUAGUUUUAUAGAUGUGUAUUUACAUUGUCCAAUAUUGAUAAAUAAGUUAUGAAAGACUCAACGUUAUAUAAAACCAAUUUGCAUUGUUAUACAUAUGGAAACAUCAAGAUUUGAAAAUAGUUCAAAAGAAAAACGAAAGUCCUUUACCACCCGUAAUGACAUCACUAAUGGGAUUUGAAUGGCAGGUAACAGCUUAUCUUUCAUCAGGACAUCCAGUGAGCUAGCUUUUCAAAUAUCAGCUGACAUAAUGAUUACGAUCAGUUGGCUCAGAGACUUAAACAAAAUAUGAAGUUCGCGUUCGAUGGUUUUUACCAUUACUUGUGAGGAAUUGGUGCACUACACUAAAACAAAACCUGAACCAGUUGACCAAAUGAUCGGCUACAACUUUUAGACGUGAUUCGUUAGGCAACUUUUCCAUCGACUGACAAAGUAUUUAACAUCCGAGUAUUAAAUAUGGCGGCCACACUGGUGAACGCUGUACUUCUGCUUGUUGUAGUUUUAAGUUUCUGCAUGGUCGACUGUAGAGUAAUUCAAACCACAAGCCUUCCGCCUUGUGAUCAACCCACAUAUUACGAAAACUGCCCGAGUGAUACGCUUCCCUCCAACAGUGUGUUUGACCCUAGCGUCGGGAUAGUUCAGCUAUCGUGCGGAACAUCGGCUCAAACGGAAGGCGAAUGCGUUACUCUCGGUGAUGAUAACAUAGCUGAGUCCUACAGGUGCCCUGCCAACUACGUGCUGGUGGGCAGUGAUAAUAAUAGGCCUGUCUGCUGUCAGCUCAAAGGCAUUUGCCUCACUGACUGCUUCAAACCAAAGAUACUGUAUUCAUUCAAACUUGGAUUUGAGUUUGAAAUCAAAGAAGGGUAUGCUCUGGUCGGCAAGUCUAGCUACGGAAGUUGUUCCGAGGAUCCAACCGUUUUUCAGAUAGAAGUUUGUGAACUAACCCAACAGGAGACAUCCCAACACCCAUAACACAACUGUUGGGUGAGAUAACUGGGAAACUCAACAUCGCGUACUGUCUUAGAAGUAUAUAUGUAUCACACUAGGAAAUAUAUCCAUGGAUCUGAUUGGUGGGGAAAUAAAAGGAGAAACAGGUCCGCAUUAUAAACUUUGAAUACCACGGUCUGGUGGGAAAAAAAAGCAAAGUAGCAUCUGGGAAAUACAUGUGUACAUUAUUAUAAGGACCUUUGCAUAAAAUUGCACAACUUAUGUGCUGGUAUAUAUGUAGUAAUACAUUUUCACAACUUCUGUUCUGGUAUAUACAUGUAUGUAGUAAUACAUUUUCUUCAAUUUGUAUUUACAUCGGAGCUGACACCGCAUGUAGUUGGUAGCUGUUCAUUAAAAGAGAAUGUAGUUUAACUCAUAGGUUGAGAGUGAUUUUAUUAAAUAUGUGAACUUACUUGAUUGAUCCAGGUGUGAUUCGAAUAUAUAACUAUAUAAUAUUAUAAAGGUUAAAUAUCCUUACGCAUCAUAAGAAUGAACAAAGUUUCAAAUGAAUAAACCAAAA